AUGAAUCCCGAAACUUUUGUGAAUUUGUUAUUUCAUUAUAUCGAAGCAAAUUUCGUUCUUUCACAAGAUUAUUCGUAUGUUCAUGUGCUUAUAAAUGGUAGCUCGGAGUCAGACAACAUGAUCUCUCAAUUUCGAAGUGGCUCUUUCGAAUCAUACACAGAUGUUCUCUUUGCAUAUAUUUGUUCCGAUAAAAUCGCACCUAAUAGUGAUUUCACGUUGAAUGGAAUUUUUAUUACUCGUUUACUAGUACAAAGACUUCGUGAAUCUAUAAAUCCUAAAUCUUAUACACCUUUACUGAAAUUAUUCAAUAAUUUUGAACCGCAACCCAAUUUUUGUAAGAUAACAUGCGCCUUUCAUAUAAGUAGAGUGCCUGGACGUACUAUGCAUUGGUUGUUGUCAUUUAUACGUGAUGAAGCUACCUGGUUAUUACAAUCUGAAGAUAGUAACAUUCUUAAUACUCAAGCUACACAAUCAGAAAAUAUAUCUUCUUUUUUAACUGAGCAAUUUGGCAAAAUUAAAAGCACCCUAAUGUAUGAGGAUCUCGAAUUUUCUCGAUUAGUGGAGGGAUUUUCUAAAGUUACAAAUACUCCAAUAGGCCUUGGUUUUACUGAUUAUGAAAUUCUUGCCGAACAAAAGUUACAGAAGUGUCAGAAUAUUCUUGAAUAUACUACUUGCCACCCGUCUGAACACAGAUUACUUCAAAGCAAGAUCAGAAUGUUGAUGUACAACGAUAUCAUUAAUAUGUAUUUGGAUCGUUUGAAGGUGGCGGAAUUGGAAAUAAAAUACGGUCUUAAAAAUAACCAAGAUAUUGGAAUCGAUCAUGAAGCACGAAUUGAUAUUUUUGACGUGUCUGUGACGGAGCUAAAGCAAUUAUUUGAUCAGUUUGUAUCUUUGGAGAAUAAGGAAAUAUUUAUUAUAUUAAUUGAGAUUGCUGAAUUAGUAACAAAUGUUCCAUUUAAGUUUAUAACACGAAUACUACUUGGCAUGCUGUUGCUUUAUCAAUUCUGUGUGAAUACUGUUCAAACUGUUGAACCGACAAAGACUAUCAAUUUUAAAGACAUUAACCGACUAUUCCUCGAUAUUUGGAUCAUUGCAUUCUCUCGGCUUUGUAUCAUCAGACCGUUUACAUCCCAACAAACAUUAGCAUCGGAUAUUCGUGAUAACCUUUUAACACUCACAACACUGUUUCUUUAUUCUUUUAACGUCUCUAUGCUAUAUAUAUGGUUACCACCUUUUAAUAACCUAAAAGAUGACACAUCGAAACCCCCUACGGUAGUUUUUACAUCAUUUUUGGAUAGCCUACUUAAAAUUUUUCAUAAAAUGAUGUCGGAUGAUGUUGAAAAUACGGAUAAUGAAAAUAUGAUUACAAUGAUAUUCGAGAAACUUGGAUUUUAUGUGCCAUUAGAAGUUUUGAUCCGAGAGUCGAAAGAUUUGGAGAAGAUCACAAGUAAAUAUACUUGGAUGGCGUUAUUGACAGAACGUCUUAAUAAUAUUAAUGAUCAAGAAUAG
This is a messenger RNA of Dentiscutata erythropus, 1509 nucleotides long. Lineage: Eukaryota; Fungi; Glomeromycota; Glomeromycetes; Diversisporales; Gigasporaceae. The record is from the annotation of a GenBank genome assembly.